AUUUCAAAAUCUAUUAGCUAGGCACCUGAACGACCACGGUAUACAGGGAUAUACAAUGUAAUACUGACAUAAGAUCACACACAUAGUUUGGACUUGAUGGAUUUGGGCAUUUUUUCAACCUUGACUACUAUGCAUCUAUGUAGAUUGUAAUAUACUGUCUUUGUGCACAGAAUCAUGUUCCUAAAGAAGAAAGCAGGGAUGAGAAAGCUUUGAUGCAGAGCGAGACCACACCUCCUUUAACACCACGGGCUGUACGACUAGAAAGGAUGACACAGGCUCUUGCUCUUCAGGCUAACUCUUUAGAAGAUGGAAGAGAAUCUCGGGCAAGCUUGGGAGCUGAAGGUCUGGGUGGCACCAACAGUACAAGCCAGGACUCCCUUCAUAAAGCUGCUAAAAAAAAGAGCAUAAAGUCCUCCAUUGGGCGCCUGUUUGGAAAGAAAGAGAAGGGGCGCAUGGGACAGAUGGGACGAGAAUCCUCUUCUUUAGGUAAGUGACAGUACAAAUUCAAAUUGACAUGCAAAACAUUUUCAACUGUUCGCGCAACAAAAAAAAUAUAUUUCACUUCUAGGAAAAUGCUGGUUGGUUAAAACUGCUCUUAUCUUUUAAGAUUUUAUUUACUCUAUGUAAUGUUCCCAUCCUUCAGCUAAUGCCAACACAAGUAUGGUAACAGGUAGCUUACUGGGUAAGAUACAAACUGAAAAUAUGUAAGUUUAAAAAUCUAAGUGAACCUAAUACAAAAAUAUACUAAAUAAGCACAAAGGGACAUUAAUUACUUUCAACAUGAUGUCCCUUCUGUGCUUCUGUCUUGUAGUUCAGUAGAAAUCAGUAGAACAUUUGCGCAAGGUAAAUGCUGAAGUAUAUGCAUUUUGCCUGUGCAAAAAACUAAAGCCAAAAAGCCACUGUUGGCAAAAAAUACACAUUGGGGUUGAUUUACUAAA
This is a messenger RNA of Rana temporaria (common frog), 938 nucleotides long. RefSeq names its product liprin-alpha-3-like. The transcript has 2 exons. The record is from RefSeq and is a predicted model, not a curated record. Lineage: Eukaryota; Metazoa; Chordata; Amphibia; Anura; Ranidae. The coding region runs from base 213 to 494 and encodes 93 amino acids.